Molecule: messenger RNA, 1186 nt
Organism: Lynx canadensis (Canada lynx)
Lineage: Eukaryota; Metazoa; Chordata; Mammalia; Carnivora; Felidae
Product: dehydrogenase/reductase SDR family member 2, mitochondrial-like
Exons: 8
Coding region: 35-928 (297 amino acids)
Molecular function (GO): carbonyl reductase (NADPH) activity
Source: RefSeq, a predicted model, not a curated record
GUUCAGCAGGAAGCAGAGACAGGAACUGGCCUCCAUGCUCCCAACAGUGGCCUGCAUCCACAGAGGCUUGUUCCCUUCCUGUGCUGGACUCUCUGUGCGCAUGACCAGCAGGGGGAUAGGCCAAAAGGGCAUCCUGGCCAAUCGGGUGGCCGUGGUCACGGGGUCCACUGAUGGGAUCGGCUUUGCCAUUGCCAGGCGCCUGGCCCGGGACGGGGCCCACGUGGUGGUCAGCAGCCGGAAGCAGCAGAACGUAGACCGGGCAGUGGCGGCGCUGCAGGGGGAGGGGCUGAGCGUGGUGGGCACCGUGUGCCGCGUGGGGAAGGCCGAGGACCGGGAGCGACUGGUGGCCACGGUCGUGGAGCACUGUGGGGGUCUCGACUUCCUGGUGUGCAGUGCAGGUGUCAACCCGCUGGUGGGAAGCACCCUGGGGGCCAGUGAGCAGGUGUGGGACAAGAUCCUGGAAGUGAAUGUGAAGGCCCCGGCCCUGAUGCUGAGCCAGCUGCUGCCCCACAUGGAGAAGAGGGGUGGGGCGGUCAUCCUGGUCUCCUCCAUUUCAGCAUAUGUACCACAUGUGGAGCUGGGUCCCUACAACAUCAGUAAGACGGCCCUGCUGGGCCUCACCAGGACACUGUCAUUGGAGCUGGCCCCCAAGGGCAUCCGGGUGAACUGCCUGGUUCCAGGAGUAAUCAAGACUGACUUCAGCAAAGUGGUGAGGACUGGGGCAUGUCCUCCAUUUCUCAGCCUGGCUUGGUUUUCUGGAACAACUUCAAGGAAGAUCACAAAGUGCAGAGGAUUGGGCAGCCUGAGGACUGCGCAGGACUUGUGUCCUUCCUGUGCUCUCCAGACGCCAGCUACAUCACCGGCGAGAACAUCGCGGUGGCCGGCUUCUCCUCUCGUCUCUGAUGGAGCUAAGGGGGUCUGGGCCUAGGAGCCUGGGGCUCAUGAAGGUCUGAAGCUCUGCCAGACAAUAAAGCUGGGGGCUUGUUUGUGCCAGGCUCAAGGAAGGACCCCCAGUAUUCUCAUCUGCGUGACUAUUGUUGAUUUAGCUGCUGUGAUUCGACCAACAUGUGGGUUCUUGGUGUGGGGCUGUGGAGCUGACUGAGUUCAUGGGGCUGGCACUUCAGAGGAACCGUAAGGGAAAGGAACAGAGACUCCUCUGGCAGCAGGCCCCUGAUGUAUGCUGGCU